Molecule: messenger RNA, 774 nt
Organism: Trichechus manatus latirostris (Florida manatee)
Lineage: Eukaryota; Metazoa; Chordata; Mammalia; Sirenia; Trichechidae
Gene: MRAP2
Product: melanocortin 2 receptor accessory protein 2
Exons: 4
Coding region: 73-693 (206 amino acids)
Biological process (GO): protein localization to plasma membrane; regulation of adenylate cyclase-activating G protein-coupled receptor signaling pathway
Cellular component (GO): plasma membrane; endoplasmic reticulum
Molecular function (GO): signaling receptor regulator activity; type 1 melanocortin receptor binding; type 4 melanocortin receptor binding
Source: RefSeq, a predicted model, not a curated record
GGCGCUCACGCAACUCGGAGGAGUCGCGACGGGGGUCGAGCCCGCGGGCCGGGGCGCGCUAACCGGGUAGAGAUGUCUGUCCAGAGGUUAAUUUCUAAUAGAACCUCCCAACAGUCUGCAUCUAAUUCUGAUUACACCUGGGAAUAUGAGUAUUAUGAGAUUGGACCAGUUUCCUUUGAAGGACUGAAGGCCCAUAAAUAUUCCAUUGUGAUUGGAUUUUGGGUUGGUCUUGCAGUCUUCGUGAUAUUCAUGUUUUUUGUGCUGACCUUGCUGACCAAGACGGGAGCCCCACACCAAGACAAUGCAGAAUCUUCUGAAAAGAGAUUCAGAAUGAACAGCUUUGUGUCAGACUUUGGAAGACCACUGGAGCCGGAUAAGGUGUUUUGUCGCCAGGGCAAUGAGGAAUCCAGGUCCCUCUUUCAUUGUUACAUCAAUGAAGUGGACCACUUGGACAGGCCCAAGGCUUGUCACCAGACCACAGCCCUUGACAGUGAUGUUCAGUUCCAGGAAGCCCUCCGAGGCAGUGGGAGGCCUGAGGAGGAGCUGAACAGGCUCAUGAAGUUCGACAUCCCCAACUUUGUGAACUCAGACCAGAACUCCUCCUUUGGGGAGGAUGAUCUUCUGAUUUCUGACCCACGCAUUGUUUUAGAAAAUAAGCCAGUUUGCCAGACCUCACACAAAGACAUGGAUUGAGAAACAUGCUUUAUAAAGGCCUUCCUGAAGACGUGGAUUCUGUCUUUGUAUAGCAAGAAAUCUUCAUUCACCACAAUUGUG